This is a messenger RNA of Arctia plantaginis, 243 nucleotides long. NCBI's taxonomy places the organism in Eukaryota, Metazoa, Arthropoda, Insecta, Lepidoptera, Erebidae. The record is from the annotation of a GenBank genome assembly.
AUGUGGCGUGUCGCCGGCAGCCCGCGCGGACUAUCAAUGGGAGGUGUGCGAGGCGCUGCGGCGGCGUCGUCCCACUCGUUCUCUCGACGCGCGGCUCCCGGCCGUCGCCGACGGUGCGCGACGCCACCCGAGGAUAAAUUUGGCGCUAAUGGAAACUGGCGAAGGUGGGCGCCAGUAAUCAAUGUUCGUCGUGGAAAUCGAGAGGUAUUAAGAUAUUAUAAAUAUCAAAGGAAAAUCAAAUAA